CCGGAUGUCCUUCGCCCAAGUGCGGGUGGACAGAUAAUGAUUAAUUUUAGCGUUCGUUUUCUGCCCGUACCAACAACAACAGCACUCUACUGCUGUACUAGUCUAUUACUAAGUAAGUAUUAGUAAUACUGAGUAUUAGCCGGUGCUGGAAGUAACCUCGUUGAGCGACGUACAGCUCGCCGCUGCUCUCAAUCCCUAUUCGCCCACAUACUCGUAGUCAUUGCCACACCACUCACCGAGUCACGGAUCCAACAGACUAACUACUUUCGACACAGCUGGACCGCUAACUGUGCCGCUGACACCGGCUCGCCUCCGAAAUGGCCGUGGUGUACUGCCACCUGUUGUUCCCUGUGCAAGCGCUGGCACUGCUGCUUCUGCCCUUGUUCUCCGCUACACCAGGGGUAGUAUGUGUAGGAGAUGAGGAAGCACUGGUCAAGACUGGCAAUCAUGUUCCUGAAGACGAUGGUUUGGCAGUGCUGUUGAACAGUAUCGAGAAUGAAGACCUGGUGGCAACGACAAGGACACCGAUGGGACGAGACAGGGAAGUGGACAUGGUGAAUAUGCUGUCCACGAACCAGCAACACACCAAUCAGGGUGAUGGUGACCAUGGCAACGAUGACGAUGACGAAGAGGAUGAUGUCGUGACGGUGGACACACCAGCCGACGGACGGACAAGCUGUGACUUCAAGCUUGAUUUAGCACAGCAGCAUAUUGAGGCAUUGGAGGCAGCGCAGGCGAAAGCGGCAGAAGGUGCCGAGACAGCAAACACGGCGACUCGGCUACUAAACGUCAAGCUCAAGCUCGUCAUGCAAACAUUGGAUCAGAAGACAAAAAAGAUCCGAGAACUGCAGCGCCUCAACACCGCGCAGGAGAAGGAGCUGUCCGAGCUGCAAACCGACGUCUACGAGCUGUGCAUGGAGAACCUGGCGCGGGAGCCCGAUCCAGCCAUGGCAGAGGUGGGUGAUGCGGACGAUGGCCUCCUAGACGGUAAUGGAGUAUGCAACAAGCUGCUCCAAGACACAAUACCGGCAACUGGCCAAUCCGAGGGAAAGAAGACGGUGGCCGAUAAUGGUUUCGAUUGGAAGAAAGUAACAGAUGUUUUGCUGAGUUGAGCAUACACCGGACUGACGUCGACUUCAUGCUGAUGCUUGUUGGGAUGCAGGACAGUGCAGACUCGUGGGCUGUAAACUGAGCUCUGGAGCAGGUGUGUGUGUGUGUGUGUGUGUGUGUGUGUGUGUGUGUGUGUGUGUAUGUGUGUGUGUGUAUGUGUGUGUGUGUGUGUGUGUGUGUAUGUGUGUGUGUGUGUAUGUGUAUGUGUGUGUGUGUGUGUGUGUGUGUGUGUGUGUGUGUGUGCAUAUGUGCGUGUUUGAGAGUGUCUACGCGUACGGUGUUUGGUUGUCUGCCUUUGAAAAAGGCACUGAGUAUUUACACAAAUCAGAAUUUCCUCAUGAUAAUCAUGCAUUAAUUCGGAACAAGGACUGACCACUUCCUUCAUUUUCUGCAAAUAAAUGAACACUUUCUAGUUCCAA
Messenger RNA from Sycon ciliatum, 1529 nucleotides. RefSeq lists its product as uncharacterized. The transcript has 5 exons. The record is from RefSeq and is a predicted model, not a curated record. Lineage: Eukaryota; Metazoa; Porifera; Calcarea; Leucosolenida; Sycettidae. The coding region runs from base 318 to 1112 and encodes 264 amino acids.